Molecule: messenger RNA, 4061 nt
Organism: Papilio xuthus (Asian swallowtail)
Lineage: Eukaryota; Metazoa; Arthropoda; Insecta; Lepidoptera; Papilionidae
Gene: Gdap2
Product: ganglioside induced differentiation associated protein 2
Exons: 12
Coding region: 189-1634 (481 amino acids)
Source: RefSeq, a predicted model, not a curated record
ACAGAUGAAAGUGAAAGUGACAUAAAGAAAAUGGAUGGGCGCUAGUUGUCGGCUCGAUUCCUGUGUUUUUUAAAAAUAAUUUACCUUUCCUAUCUUUAUUUACUAGUUCCUAAACUGCAGCCUGUUAAGUGUGUUUCCCUCUAUUUUACAGUUUUUCUUUCCUGUCAUAUUCAAAACAUCAGGGUGCGAUGCGCGCGCCGAGCGGCGUGGUGCGGUGGUCGCAGAGCGGCGGGGCGCCCCUGACUGACUACGCGGCGGUGUCGCCGGCGCCAGCCGCAUCCCCGCCCCCUCUCCAAUACAUCUACGAUGAACGCAUCAACCAGCGUCUCGCCUUCUGGCAAGGUGAUAUCACAGCUCUAGACGUGGACGCGGUAACGAACACGACAGAUGAGACGCUAUCGGAAUGCAACGCGGUCAGCGAGCGGAUAAUGCACGCCGCGGGACCAGAACUCAAGGAGGAGAUCAUCACCAGAGGACUCGAGUGCGGGACGGGCGAGGUGGUGGUGACGCCAGGCUACCAGCUGCGCAGUCGGCACGUGCUGCACACCGUGUGCCCCAACUACCUGCCGCAGUACCACACCGCCGCUGAGACUUCGCUGCACAACUGCUACAAGAACGUGUUGUCGGCGGCGUGUGAGGUGGGCGCGCGCUCGCUGGCGCUGUGCGUGGUGAGCACGCCGCGCAGGAACUUCCCCCCCGACCUCGCCGCACACGUCGCACUCAGCACAAUCCGGCGCUACCUGGAGACGUCAGCAGUGCCGGGCGUGGUGGUGGUGUGCGCGUGCGGCGUGGAGCUGUCCCCGCUGCGCGCGCUCGCCCCGCUGUACUUCCCGCGCAGUGCGCGCGAGGCGCUCGCCGCCGCCGCACGUCUGCCCCCGCCCCGCGCCGACCUGCACGACCGCCGCAUCCGCAUCAUACACAACCCGCACUCCAACUCCGACAGCGCUGAAGACGAUGCUUCGGCGUGCGACUCUGACGCGGCGGCGGAGGCGGCGGCCGCGUUCGCGCGCGCCUGCGCACCGGACACGCAGCGUCUGCUCGCCCCGCACUCCCCGCACACACCGCACACGCCCCGCCGCAUACACGACCACGAUGAAUACGAGAGGCUGCUGCGUCGUGCUCGCAGUGAGGACCUCAGCGAGAUCUCUGGCAUCGGCUGCCUGUACCAGAGCGGUGUUGACCGGCUCGGACGGCCGGUCGUCGUCUUCAUCGGCAAAUGGUUCCCAAUUGGAGACAUAGAUUUAGAUAAGGCGAUGCUGUACCUCAUCAAGCUGCUGGAGCCGAUAGUCCGCGGCGACUAUGUGAUCGCAUAUUUCCACACGCUCGCCUCCUCCGCCAACCAUCCGCCUUUCUCCUGGCUCAAGGAGGUCUACACAGUACUGCCUUACAAAUACAAAAAGAACUUGAAAGCGUUCUACAUUGUACAUCCCACGUUUUGGACUAAGAUGAUGACGUGGUGGUUCACGACGUUCAUGGCGCCGGCGAUCAAGGCGAAGGUGCACAGCCUGCCCGGUGUCGAGUACCUCUACUCUGUGAUGGCGCGCGACCAGCUCGAGGUGCCCGCCUUCGUCACUGAGUACGAUAUGACUAUAAACGGCCUCCACUACUUCCAGCCUGACACGAGCAGCACGUAGAGGCUGACUGCUGACUGCUGACUGCUUCCUCAAAUACCCACGUAUAUACUGCCUAAUAAAUAAAGAAUAUUUUGUUCAAUAAAUUUUCGCACAGUACAGUCAGCUGCGUAAAUAUUUAUACAUUUACAAAACUAUAGAUUUGUAUAGAUCCUUGUUUUCAAAAAUGUGUAAUUAUAGUCGGAACCAUUCAAAAGGAUGUAUUCAUAUUUUUGAAACCGAAAGUGUAUAUGUAUUUGAAGCUUUGUAAAUGUAUAGAUAUUUAUGCAGCUGACUGUACAAAUUAUUUGGAUGAGGGACUUGUUAUUGGAUUGACUUAACUUGAUACAUUAUAUCCAAUUUAGAAUAGUUUGUUAAAUAAAAAUCAAAAGUUUAAUAGAAAGACAUAUUGAUUAAUGAUUACGAGGAAUGCAGAAAGGCUAAGAAAAUAUUCAAAUAAAGUAAUAUGUAUGUGUUUAUUGAAAAUGUACGAGUAUUUGAAACUGUGUACAAUCAUAUUAUAUAAACUUGUUACAUAUAAUGUAAUUUUGGUUUUGGUCGUGUUUAUAUAGUGUUGUAUGUUCCUGUUGAAAUUUCUGCAUUGUUUAAUGUUACUAUACAUUUUAAGUUUUAUUUUUCUAUAAAAUUCUUGUUGAAAAUCUAAUCUCUUCACUUAUUUCUUCUAUUUAAAUAUAAAUAGAGCAGAAAUUUCAACAGGAAAUAUAGUGAUUGAGGAAGCGUGAGAUUUAGAUAUUAGAGGUGCAUUUUAUAUUGUUAUUUAGCGAUUAAAAUUUAUCCGUAAUAUUAAUGUUCUUAUCUGUAUUGUUACUAGCGACCUCUGUGCUCUUUGUUCAUUCCUGUCAUUACAUACUCUAUGCCAGUAUUCUUAGUCUAUGUAUUUAAUCUGUGGCAGUAUUUAAUCUUUGACAAUGUUUGCUCUAUCUGUAUUAUUGACUUAUUUGGCGCAUUAUCAGAUUACAUUGAAGGGGAAUUUGGAUCAAAUAUUAAUAUUUCCUUGUAAAUUAAUUAGAACAAAUCUUACUGUUGCAAUCCACUCUUAUUUUCAUUUCCACGUCCGAUAUGAUCCUGCGACAGGGUAUAGAUGUAAAAGUUUCCGAUUGUGUGGAUUUUUUAAAUAUAUAUUUUAUUAAACAAUACCAAUUCGUGACUAUAGUGCAUUUAAUGCCAUUUUAUAAUCUUUAUUACUCAAAUAAAUAUAAUAGAAUUAAAGCAAUACAGUUGAAAUUAUAUAAAAUUAUAAACUACAAAAUAAACAUGGUUAUAGAAAUAUUUAGUAGGCAUGUUUUACAAAUAUAAAAACAUUACCCAUUUUUUUUUAAUUUGUUUUGAUUUUUAACGUAUAAUAUUCAUUAGUAUCGUUAAGGUGCUAAAUAUGUUUCGUGAAAGAUGUAUAUUGUUUUAUGACCUCAUUGUAAAUAUAAAUUACAAUUUUAAAGUUAUUGCUACUAUAUGAAAGGCCUACGCAUCAGUUUUGACUAAUUGCCUUUUAAAAUGUCAAAUGAGGUGGGAAAUUUUAACGAAUGUUGCCAUGUACAAAUCGGUUAUUAUGUUUAAAAAUAACAAAGAGAAAUAAAUAUAUAAAAAAAGAAAUCAAUAGAAUACAACAAUUUUAUUACAUCAAUUUAUAAUCAGUCAAAAAUAUAAAACAAAAUAAUUAGCUAUAGGGUUGCCUGUGAAAAUGUUUGUAAUUUAAAUUCAUUAGGAUCGUAGUUUAUAGUAAUUAUAGCAGCUUUUUUUGUAUGUGAGUGUCGCCAGUAAUGCCACCACUGCCACGUCUGCCAUCGCUGCAACCACUGCCACUUGCCUUUCGCUUGCGGCGGCGCGGGAAAGGUAGCGUCAUAGAUUAAACUUCCAAUUUGGUAGAUAUUUUAUAUGGCAACACUUACAUCUAAAUUGUUGAUUAAUGUAAAUAAAAUAUAACUAUUAGCCAAUUAAAAACAAAAGAAUAGUUCCAAAAUAAAAGAGACUACGAUUCCAAUCACAAAUUGAAAUAAAACUACAUAACGUAAUGUUUAGAUUUUGACAGCUAACAAAGGUUAGUAUCGGCAGUUGAUUUAUUUGUACUGUCCGAUUUUUGUUUGGGUUUUUAAUUGGCCAAUAGUUUACUAGCACUUAUUGAAUAGUUUCCUUAAUAUUGUACAUUAAUAUAUGUUCACUCAUCAAUGUGCCACUGAGUAUUUACACCUACGAUAAAUUUAAUAUUUUGAUUGCGAUUCAGUAAUCGCGCGUGUGGAAAUGUUUAACUUUAGGGAGUUUAGAAUUUUAAUGCAAUGUUGUUGUAAGACAUAAGAGUUAACAUUUUUAUUAUAGUUGUAAAAUUAAGUAUUUCUAGUUACUGUUUGUUAAGGCAUUUGCAGUGUGAUUACUAUCAAGUGUUGCCACAAUUUGUUAAAUAUAUUUCGUGUCUAUGGAGCUACAAAUGUAAUUGUU